AUGACGAUUUUAACCCUAACCACCCUAUGUUCACCUGAACACCGCAAAAUCUAUACAUUUUUCAGCACUCGUUCAUGCCGUCAACUUCGCCGUCGCCUAUUUCUGGUUGAAAAAUUGAAGGAUGCAAAUACUGUUGGCUUGGUGGUUGGAAGUGUUGGUGUUGAUCAACAUAAGUGAGUUUUAAGGCCUUAAUUAAGGUAUCUAGGGUAAAAAUUGGUGGUUUCUAAGGUAUUUUAGGGUAAAAAUCGGGGGUUUUUAAGCCCUGGGGUUGUUUUAACAUAAAUUUAACGUUGAUAGGUCAAUUUUCAUGGUUUUAAGGUUCCUAAGGUAAUUUCAACAUAGAUUUAACGUUCCUGAGUCAAUUUUCAUGGUUUUAAGGUCCUUAGGGUCAUUUUAACCUAAAUUCAAGGUUCUCAGGUCAAUAUGCAUGAUUUUUUAGGUUCCUAUGGUCAUUUCAACAUAAAUUUAACGUUCCUGAGUCAGUUUUAAUGGUUUUUAAGGUCCCCGGGGUCAUUUUACCCUAAAUGCAAUGUUCUUAGGUUAAUUUUCAUGGUUUUAAGGUCCCUAGCGUUAUUUUGGUCCCUAAAAACUCACCCUUCUUUCAGAGAAGCCGUCCAAAGAAUGCGUCAACUUUGCAAAGCGGCUGGCAAGAAAAUCUAUGUGAUUUCAGUUGGAAAAGUUGGUUUUCCCCUCGGAUUUUCCCCAAAAAUCCAAUUUUUUCCAGAUAAAUGUGCCGAAAUUGUCGAAUUUCUCAUCGGACAUCGAUGUUUUUGUGCUUCUUUCAUGUCCGUUUGGAGUUUUGUUGGAUUCUGGAGAUUAUUAUCGACCGGUUUUGUCGUUUUUUGAAGCUGAGGUGGGUGUUUUUGGGGGGAAAUUUGAUAAAAAUUCUGAAAAUUUUAUAUUCUUUUGACUAACAAAAAAAUUUGGCCUCUGAAAAAUACACAAAUUUUUGUCUCCAAAAUUCCAAGGAAAAUGUAUGUUUCAAAAUUUUCUGAUAAAAAUUGAGAAUUUAAUUUUUUCGAUACCUUCAAUUCAAAAAUUUUGUAUAAACGCAGAACAGCCCCCCCCCCCCACCUGAUUAUGUCCCCCCGGGCUCGGCAAAGCCCCCCACUUUUGUAAAAUUGCCCCCCCCCCAUUAUAAUGGUAUAAGGCAGUGGGGGUGUAUUCUGAAAUUAUCAAAAUUUGAGAAGUGGGUAAAUUUUUUUAUCUUUAAUUGAACCUUAAGGGCCUUAAAGUAUUUCUAAAAUAGUACCCUAAUAGACGUUAAAAACCUCUACAAUAAUACUUUAAUAUGACCUAAACUUACCAUAAGUCUCGAAUUGAUCACCCUUCAGAAAACCUUUAUAACUGGGAUCGAAAAUAGAAGGAUCCCGAAACAUGUUAUGCUUAUAAUAGGAGACUAGAAACCCUUGAGCGGAAUUUUCUAGUUCUGAUUUUUUCUAGUUCUGAUAACCCUGAAACCAGGUGGAAUUGAACUAGGAAGAAGACAAUGGAAAUCAAGAUUUUCAUUUCUGUGAGAAAAUUGAAAUGUGUGGGAGUUUUAUUGCAAAUUAUUUUUAUUUGAAAAAAAAUCACAUUUUGAAUUAGUGAAAUGGGAAAUUGUAGAACUUUGGACCUGGAAUUUUGAAUUUGAAAAUCAAAUAUAUUCCAGUAAAUAAUUUUUCUCAAAAAUUAAAUUUUGAAAAUUCAAAAAAAAAUUUUUAUUUUUUGAAAUUUUGAGCUUCAGAAAAAUUCUUUUGAAAAAUGUAAAAUUUUUUACUCAAAAAAAUUAUAUUUCAAAUUUCUGGCGCCAAAAAUCGAAAAUUUCAUAAUAAUUUGCCACGUGGAUUUUUUGGCGCCAAAUUGAAAAUUUCGAAUUUUUUGAAUUUCAAGAAAAUUCUUGAAUUUUGCUGAAAAAAUUAAAGUUUUUUCAAAUUUCUCAAAAUUUUCAGAAAAAUUCGAAAAUUCAGGAAUUUUGCCCCAAAAAUCCCUCUAAAAAUUGAAUUUUCAAAUUUUGGCGCCAAAAAUCCCUCCCCAGCUCCAAAUUCCAACCCAAAACCAUUCCAGAUCGCUCUAAAUCCCUCCAAAUCCCACUGGGCCGCAGAUUCGGGCUGGCGGGCCGAUUUCGGCCGACAUCUUCAAGACCAAAUCGCCACCCACAGUAAUCCAGAAGUCCAAGAAGGAGACGUGAGCCUAAUUUCGGGAAAAGUUCGGGCCCGGCCCGAAAUUAUCCAAAAUGGAGAAGGUCCCGAAGCGCAAAAGACUACGGUAGCCCUCUAUUCAGCUGGUGACUAUUUUGCUGAAAGAAGUUGGAAGGGGUUGGAUGACACGGCGGCUACAGUAACCCAGAGUACUGUAGUUGAGGAGGGAAGACGUGGCAUUGCUCAGGGUUAUCAGGGGAAAUAA
This is a messenger RNA of Caenorhabditis angaria, 2385 nucleotides long. The record is from the annotation of a GenBank genome assembly. NCBI's taxonomy places the organism in Eukaryota, Metazoa, Nematoda, Chromadorea, Rhabditida, Rhabditidae.